Molecule: messenger RNA, 1227 nt
Organism: Mandrillus leucophaeus (drill)
Lineage: Eukaryota; Metazoa; Chordata; Mammalia; Primates; Cercopithecidae
Gene: PNKD
Product: paroxysmal nonkinesigenic dyskinesia
Exons: 10
Coding region: 45-1202 (385 amino acids)
Cellular component (GO): mitochondrion
Molecular function (GO): hydroxyacylglutathione hydrolase activity
Source: RefSeq, a predicted model, not a curated record
CAAUUCCCGGCGGGGAGCGCGGUGAAGGGGGGCGGGAUCUGAACAUGGCGGCGGUGGUAGCUGCUACGGCGCUGAAGGGCCGGGGGGCGAGAAAUGCCCGCGUCCUCCGGGGCAUUCUCGCAGGAGCCACAGCUAACAAGGCUUCCCAUAACAGGACCCGGGCACUGCAAAGCCAUAGCUCUCCAGAGGGCAAGGAGGAACCUGAACCCCUAUCCCCGGAGCUGGAAUACAUUCCCAGAAAGAGGGGCAAGAACCCCAUGAAAGCUGUGGGACUGGCCUGGUACAGCCUGUACACCCGCACCUGGCUCGGGUACCUCUUCUACCGACAGCAGCUACGCCGGGCUCGGAAUCGCUACCCUAAAGGCCACUCGAAAACCCAGCCCCGCCUCUUCAAUGGAGUGAAGGUGCUUCCCAUCCCUGUCCUCUCGGACAACUACAGCUACCUCAUCAUCGACACCCAGGCCCAGCUGGCUGUGGCUGUGGACCCUUCAGACCCUCGCGCUGUGCAGGCUUCCAUUGAAAAGGAAGGGGUCACCUUGGUCGCCAUUCUCUGUACUCACAAGCACUGGGACCACAGUGGAGGGAACCGUGACCUCAGCCGGCGGCACCGGGACUGUCGGGUGUACGGGAGCCCUCAGGACGGCAUCCCCUACCUCACCCAUCCCCUGUGUCAUCAAGAUGUGGUCAGCGUGGGACGGCUUCAGAUCCGGGCCCUGGCUACGCCUGGCCACACACAAGGCCAUCUGGUCUACCUACUGGAUGGGGAGCCCUACAAGGGUCCCUCCUGCCUCUUCUCAGGGGACCUUCUCUUCCUCUCUGGCUGUGGACGGACCUUUGAGGGCAACGCAGAGACCAUGCUGAGCUCACUGGACACUGUGCUGGGGCUAGGGGAUGACACCCUGCUGUGGCCUGGUCAUGAGUAUGCGGAGGAGAACCUGGGCUUUGCAGGCGUGGUGGAGCCCGAGAACCUGGCCCGGGAGAGGAAGAUGCAGUGGGUGCAGCGGCAGCGGCUGGAGCGCAAGGGCACGUGCCCGUCUACCCUGGGAGAGGAGCGCUCCUACAACCCAUUCCUGAGGACCCACUGCCUGGCACUACAGGAGGCUCUGGGGCCGGGGCCGGGCCCCACUGGGGAUGAUGACUGCUCCCGGGCCCAGCUGCUGGAAGAGCUCCGCCGGCUGAAGGACAUGCACAAGAGCAAGUGAUGCCCCCAGCGCCUCCAGCCCAGCC